Drosophila biarmipes is the source of this 3677-nucleotide messenger RNA. RefSeq lists its product as uncharacterized. Bases 378 to 2690 code for a protein of 770 amino acids. The transcript has 7 exons. Lineage: Eukaryota; Metazoa; Arthropoda; Insecta; Diptera; Drosophilidae. Gene Ontology annotation, molecular function: protein binding. The record is from RefSeq and is a predicted model, not a curated record.
ACGAGAUUUCGAGCGCUCAACGUUGACGUCGCGGCUGAAAAUCGGUAAGGCCCGACCUGCAAAGCUCCGAUACAGUGCGUACUGCCUAUGCCGAACGACCGCCAGCGAGUGUGUGACUGUGUGCGGCGCAGACAUGAAGUGAAUAAGAAAUUGGAAAAGCACUAAAACAUAACAUAUAUGUAAGAUCCAUAUAUAUAGAAAAACGCAAAAGAAAACGCAAGAAACGUGGGUAAGGCCAAAAGCGAGGCAAAACCGACCAACAGGCAGCACCAACAGCCACACAGCGGCUCCCCGAUAAUCAGAAAACAUUUCUCGAGCCCUUCGCGCGCCUCCACCGAAAAAGCGCGAAAUACUUAUUUCGGCCCAAACCACCAGAAAUGCACAGAACAGAGAAGCACUCGGAGGCAUCCCAGCUGAGGCUCUGCCUCGAAAUUCAUCAGGAGGAUUCCGGAAAGGAUCUGCAGAUGUCGAGGAAAAAAUGCAAUAAUAACCAACAGCGGCGGGGUCGUCGGAGGCGGACCUGGCCCGGAAUUCACUGGUCCACCAGCCUGGCUAUUUUGCUGCUGACCAUUUGCAUGGCCCACACGUCGAGAGCCGUGCCCGCCAUCGAAAGCAGCAGCGCAUCCUCCGCAGUCGUCACGGUCGCGGUCACGCCGAGCAUGGCGGCCAGCAGCUCGAGCGGCGGAAGCGCCGGAUUCCACGGCCUGGCAGCCAGCACCACGGAAUCCCCGGCCUCCCCGGAGCAGCAGCUGCCCCAGGGCCAAUGCCUGCAGGAUGGACUUUGGGUGCCCGAAACCGCGAGUCGCUGCGAAUACCAGACCAGUUGUCGCGCCAUCCAGCGAACCGGCCACUGCUGCCCCGAUUAUAAAUGCGAUUGCGAAAAGGAUGGCAAAACUUAUGCCAAUGGUGAUAAAUUGGUUGCUCCCGACACGCCGUGCACCGUGUGCUACUGCAAAGGCGGCGAGAUUGUUUGCAGCCCGGUGACCUGUUACCGGCGAGACGACUGCAUGCCCAAAUACGUGCCCGGUCGCUGUUGUCCGGAGUACGACAACUGUCCGAUUCUGGACAACAAUCCGCCGCUGGCCAGUGAGCCGGUGAGCAGCUCCACCACCUCCUCCCCCAAGCCGGCGGCCGUGGCUCAGCCGGCAGGAUUCAACUGGAACAUCACCAUCAAGGAGAUAACCAAGCCGACGGAGAUCCGGAUAACCGACGACAACAAAGCCAAGCCGUCGAUUCCGACUCGAAAGCCCAGCAGUUCGAUGCUAACCACGGAGGGACCAGCACCUGCACCGCCACUAACCACCAGCUCGGUGGAGAGCACCACCACGGGGGGAGCAGGAGCAGCAACAACAACUCCUGGCAUCAACAGCACUCCGGCUGCAGCAGCAGCAACAUCGCCGGCGACAGCAGCAACACCAACGGACAGCCGAGACAGCAACCCGAAAGCACUUUCAGGCGGCGGCGAGAGCUUAAAGCUCAUCGCCUCGGUGGGCUACAUCGAACGACCCCUCUCCCCCAGCAGCAGCAACAUCGUGGAGCAGCAGGUGAAGCCCCUGGUCACCUACAACGCCGACGGACUGCAGCCGCUGGCCGGGAACGACCCCAGCAAGGUGAACAUCAAGCGGGAGUACACCACGGAGGGGCCCUCCCCGAGCACUGGAAACAACGAGGAGUCCGGCGGGUCGUUCUUCAUCCAAAGUGGGUUUAGGGACUCCCUGGUGGAGACGUCCGAUGGGGGGGAACUCGAGCCGGACACCGCAGGCAGUGACAACAUAUACCACAUCGUAUCCACCACGGAGGGACCUGGAUCCAUUGCUAGAGUCACCACGGAUGGGCCGUCGAUACCCAGAGAUGGUCCACCAACCACCCAAUCCACCAUUACACGAACAACCAUCAAAUCUGUAAUUGAAAUCAGCACAGAUUCCCCAGGAGUAAGCAGUGAGAUGCCGCCGCCGAGCUCCUCCACCCACCACUUGGAGGUGGAGGACGAUGUGCCCCAGGUGGAGUCCAAUCCGGCCUAUCCCUCCCUGCCCGAAGACGACUUCAGCCUGCGAGACGUGAACUUUCCGCUCGUGGAGCUGGAGGACAUAGCCGAGUCCGAGAAGGAUGAGCCCAGGAGCAUUCCCAGCACAUUUGAGGUGGACCACCGGCAUGUGAAGCUCACGCCGGACACCAGCCUGGAUGGCAGCGGCAGUGGAAGCGGCGGCGGUGACAUAGAUCUCUACCAGGACAAGUCCUCUUCAACCACCGAGGAAAUGAUGGCGGCUGCCUCUUCCAUCCACGAGAAGCACUCACUGGUGCCUCUGCUGAUGUACAGUGGCGAGGACAUAUCCGGGGAGACCCGCAUCCAGAACGGCAGCGAUCUGCAGCUGGAGAAGAUCUGCCAGGGCGAGGAGGUGGAGGUGGAGCUAGGCAGCGGCGAGGUCAGGGAACGGGAGCCCAUCACCCCCAAACCCAAGCAAGGUUCCACCCUGGAGAUAGAUGAGCUGGGCUCGGGGGCGGGCCAGCAGGUGGGUCAGCAAGUGGGCGGAGUGGAUCCCAAGGCCGAUGCCGAGAGCCUGAAGCUGGACGAGAGCCAGGAGACGGUGGCCAAGGCCAGUUCGCUGGACAAGUCCUCGGCGAGGGCCGAGAAGAGCUUCGUGGAGAGGGCCCUGCCACUGGGACGUCUUUAUCUGCAGAGGAUCUACUGAGGAUCGUCGUCGUCGGCGGAAAUUGGUUUACUUGGAAGAUCAAACCUUUUAUUGUAUAUACAUACACCAUAAAUCCAAGCAUUCAAGUGAGCAAGUGUUAGGUUUAAGUAGCCAGAAAAAAGGAAAGGGGAGGAAGAUGUAUCAUUUCCAUAGACUGCAUGAGAACCCUCUGAAUUUAUCAACCUUAUAAACUAUAUCUUUAACUUAUGUAUGAUUAGCAAAGCUGGGCUCCCCAAAUGCAAUAACGAAAUGUUUCACUCGAAGGCAAUCCACAUUGCUUAGUUAUAUUUCUUAUUUAUACCUAUCUACCUAAGCGCACACACAUAAAACAUCCUACCAUUGCCACGCCCACAGCCGAAAUUCAUCGAAUAGGUCGCAACGUUCGAGAGGAAAUUUUUAACUUGUUUUAUCUCAUCAUGAAUUUAUUUAAUUUGUAGUUUAUUUCAUAACAAAUGGAAAUGAUUAUGGAAAAGAACACUUCGCCCCAGCGGGGGUCUGUUUUUAGCUGCAAUGGCAACCUUUAUAGUCCUCUUACUUUGAAAAGCUUUUAAGUUUAGACUGAAUAUGGCAAAGUUUUAAUUUAAAGCAAUUUACAAUUACUCCUAUUUUAACCAUAAUUUAUAUACGAUCUAAACUAAUUUAAACUUGACAUGAGUCGAUGGUCAUCGAAGUGAAGGACAAGGAUUCCCCGUCAAGGGGUUCCGCAGCUUGCCUCAAUUUCUAAACUAACGAGAGGGGAAAAGUGUCAAAGGAAAAACGCAGUCAUUCUUUAGUUAGUCCGUAAAAUAAAUAAUUACCUUUAUAAACAUAACUUAUUUAGGAGAUGUCCGUGCACACUGUCACCCACACACCACCACACAGAUUUUUUGAGAUAAAGUAAACUUAUUAUAAAAAAUACUUUAACUAGCGUAAAUUUAGAUUGAAGCUCAUUUUAAAGUGUAUGAACUAUGAAAUAAAAAUGAGAUAAUUCUAAACACAAAACAAAAA